UCUACAGCAGGGCGAUUUUGCGCGUUCCCGCGACUCUCGCCAUAGAAAACAAAGCUGAACGUCUUCCAUAACAGCUAGGGGUGCAGACUUGAGGAAUAUCCGAAUUUAUUCUGGAUACAUCAUGCUGAAUAUGGAUUUACAGUGGGUGUAGCAUCGUUGGAGACCGAGCCUUCUCGGCUGGGGUGACGGCAGGACAUUAGCGAAACCGACGAAAAUAACAUCAGUGUGUUUUUUUCUCGGGGUGCUUUGUCUUGUCCACCUAACGAUAGCAAACCAUCAUUCCCAUUUCAAUUGCAAGAUAUUCAGCUAGUGAUCACUAGCUGCUGCCGGGAUGUAUCAUCAUGUUGUCACCUAAAAGUAACUGCUAGGACAUCGGAUUGUGAAGGAAAAGCAGAAAAACCUCGCCGAGGUCCCAACGGGUUGUCACCGGGACCUGAAUCUGUGUUAGCCACAGUCGCAGAACCCACUGUUUUCGGCGAUAUGGCGGAGCAGGGCUACUCAUCUUGGGCGUACUCCCUAGUUGACUCCAGCCAGGUGUCCACCUUCCUCAUCUCCAUCCUUCUCAUCGUCUAUGGCAGCUUCAGGUCAUUAAACAUGGAUUGUGAGAACCAGGAGAAGGAUAAAGAUGGUAACCCCUCGACAACGGGGUCUUUCAAUAACAGCAACACAAACAACAGUAUUCAGACUAUAGACUCCACACAGGCCCUGUUCCUGCCCAUAGGAGCCUCUGUGUCUCUGCUAGUCAUGUUCUUCUUCUUUGACUCGGUACAGGUGGUCUUCACCAUCUGCACUGCAGUUCUUGCAACAAUUGCAUUUGCAUUCCUCUUGUUGCCAAUGUGCCAGUAUCUGACCAGACCCUGCUCCCCACAGAACAAGAUUUCAUUUGGCUGCUGUGGGCGUUUCACUCUGGCCGAGCUCCUGUCCUUCUCCCUCUCGGUUAUGUUGGUGCUCAUCUGGGUGCUGACUGGACACUGGCUGCUCAUGGACGCUUUAGCCAUGGGUUUGUGUGUCGCCAUGAUAGCCUUCGUGCGGCUUCCCAGUCUGAAGGUGUCUUGCCUGCUGCUGUCAGGACUGCUCAUUUAUGAUGUGUUCUGGGUGUUCUUCUCAGCCUACAUCUUCAAUAGUAAUGUGAUGGUCAAAGUUGCCACCCAACCUGCUGAAAAUCCCAUAGAUGUUCUGUCCAGGAAGCUCCACUUGGGGCCAGGGAUGGGCCGUGAUGUCCCCCGCCUCUCACUACCUGGCAAACUGGUCUUUCCCAGUUCCACAGGAAGUCACUUCUCAAUGCUGGGAAUAGGAGACAUUGUGAUGCCGGGGCUGCUGCUAUGUUUCGUCUUGCGGUAUGACAACUAUAAGAAGCAAGCAAAUGGGGAAGUCCCAGGACCUGGUAACAUGUCCGGACGCAUGCAGCGCGUCUCCUAUUUCCACUGCACUCUCAUCGGAUACUUUGUGGGCCUGCUGACUGCCACUGUGGCCUCCAGGAUCCAUCGUGCUGCUCAGCCCGCUCUGCUUUACCUGGUGCCCUUCACCCUGCUGCCUCUGCUCACUAUGGCCUACCUGAAGGGGGAUUUGCGGCGCAUGUGGUCCGAGCCCUUCCAUGCCAAGACCAGCAGCUCUCGCUUCCUGGAGGUAUGAUGUACCCUGGGAUAAUCGACCAGCGCGGGGAGGACUGCGGAUCCUUUCCCUUAUUUAGAGGGAAGGAGAGAGGGUGCACUCACAGUGAGGCCAUGUUGUCAUCACUUGUUCAUGCUUUCCGCCAAUCUUCUGUGAAAACCCUCAGAAGGACACCAGUGUGUGGAUCACAACGCCCCAACACGACUCAUCUUUGGUCCCCACAUCCUCCCCCGUUUCAUCUCCGCUUCCUCUUUUUUUGUUUAUUUCCUCUUCAUUAUAGCACAUCCUGCCUGUGCUGUUUUUGUUCUGCCCCCCUCCCGCUCUCUUUUUUUUCCUUUUUCCCACUCUUCUAUACUGGUCUCAUUUGCCACUUCCCUCCCGUGGCCCGCUCCAUUCGACAGGCCUCUUCUCUCUCUCUCUUCGUUUUCCUUCUUUCUCUGCGUCUCUAAUUUCCUCUGCAUCUGCUCGUCACCGACUCAGAUGAACUCGAGGGCCAGACCUCCCCCGUUUUUGUGGACUUACAGUUGUGAGACAUGGCUGGGGUUUAUAUAUAUUUUUUUAGCAUUGUCGUGGUCAUUAUUAUUAUUAUUAAUAUUAUUAUUAUUAUGGAACGAUUUAAACAAACGUUGAAGAGGCGGAGUGCUGCAGUGGCCCAGGACAGUGCUCGGGAGCAGCGUCACAGUGAAGGAGAAGAGUCUUCCCCCUCCAUCCGUCUCCCUCUUUCCUCCCCGCUUUCUUCAUCUGUUCUCUUCAUCAUCCCUCAACGAUGGCUUCUCCCUGGCACUCCCACCCUCUGCCGACACUCCCUGCGAUGAGCCCUACCCUCCUCCUCUCUGUUCAUCUGCUGUCCCCAUUCCCCACCCUCACAGAUAACUAUGUAUUUUAUUUAGAAAAGUUUUAUUCUUGGCAUAUACAGAAAUGAUGCAUUAUAAAUCGUUAAGCUGCCCCCAGUGUUUGAGGGGCCGCUGCUAUUUGUAUAUAUGUGUACACAUGUAUUUGCGGUAUAUUGAGUUUGUAUUUGUGUUUGGGAGCAUGUUGUAUAGGGUGGGAAACUGACGCCAGCUAACAGCCCAAGUUUGGUGAAGUUUGGCUGCCGAGUCGACCGGUGGGCUUCCACCACCCAGAGGUUGUUUUCUAAAGUUUGUUGGCUUGUGUGAUAGAAACAUAGCUGAUGGAUUUUUGGAAGAAAAAAAAAAACAAAAAAACAUCUUCAUCCGUGGCUGGUUAAUGAAAAAGUUAGUUUCCUGCUCUAGUGUUAAAGUGUGUGUGUGUGUGUGUGUGUGUGUGUGUGUG
Seriola dumerili (greater amberjack) is the source of this 2904-nucleotide messenger RNA. It is a transcript of the gene sppl3, whose product is annotated as signal peptide peptidase like 3. The transcript has 11 exons. Gene Ontology annotation, cellular component: cytoplasmic side of endoplasmic reticulum membrane; lumenal side of endoplasmic reticulum membrane; Golgi-associated vesicle membrane. Bases 481 to 1632 code for a protein of 383 amino acids. Gene Ontology annotation, biological process: membrane protein proteolysis. Lineage: Eukaryota; Metazoa; Chordata; Actinopteri; Carangiformes; Carangidae. The record is from RefSeq and is a predicted model, not a curated record. Gene Ontology annotation, molecular function: aspartic endopeptidase activity, intramembrane cleaving.